AUGACUACAAUGGAUCUUCGCGUCGGUAACAAGUACCGUAUUGGCCGCAAGAUCGGCUCUGGUUCUUUUGGUGAUAUCUACCUGGGAACCAACAUCAUUUCGGGUGAAGAGAUUGCUAUUAAGCUAGAAUCCGUCAAAGCCAAGCACCCUCAGCUUGAAUAUGAAGCCCGCGUUUACAAAUCUCUCGCUGGAGGUGUCGGUAUUCCAUUUGUUCGAUGGUUCGGCACCGAGUGUGACUACAAUGCCAUGGUCCUGGAUCUGCUUGGUCCUAGCUUGGAGGAUCUUUUCAACUUCUGCAACCGAAAGUUCUCCUUGAAGACCGUGCUUCUUUUGGCUGAUCAGCUUAUCUCCCGUAUUGAGUAUAUUCAUGCCAAGUCGUUUAUCCACCGUGAUAUCAAGCCUGACAAUUUCCUCAUGGGAAUUGGCAAGCGUGGUAACCAGGUCAACGUAAUCGACUUUGGUCUGGCCAAGAAAUACCGAGACCCCAAGACUCACUUCCACAUUCCUUACCGUGAGAAUAAGAACCUGACAGGCACAGCUCGUUAUGCCUCCAUCAACACUCAUUUGGGUGUCGAACAAUCUCGCCGCGAUGACAUGGAAUCUCUCGGUUAUGUUAUGCUAUAUUUCUGCCGUGGUUCUCUUCCAUGGCAGGGCUUGAAGGCUGCUACUAAAAAGCAAAAGUACGAUCGUAUCAUGGAGAAGAAGAUGACUACACCGACCGAAGUUCUUUGCAGAGGCUUCCCCAACGAGUUCGCCAUCUAUCUCAACUACACUCGAUCCCUUCGUUUCGACGACAAGCCCGACUAUAGCUACCUACGCAAGAUUUUCCGGGAUCUUUUCGUCCGCGAAGGUUUCCAGUACGAUUACGUUUUUGACUGGACAGUGUACAAGUACCAGAAGAACGCACAGGCCAUUGCACAGGCUGCUGGUCAGGGUGCCGAGGAGGACGAGAAGCGUGCUCGUACGAAUGCCAAUGUCACUGGUGUUAAUUCACAAGCUAAUGCUAUUAAAGCCAACGCGAUUCCCAGCACCCGACGUAAGGUGAUUGAACGCGGUCCUCAGGGCGUUGACACUCCCGAAACCAACCGAGCCGUCGGGGGAAGCGACAGGAUGCUGCGCUCAGCUUCCAAAGUUCAAGGAACAGGUUCCGGAUAUGCAUCUGGCUCUUACCGCCCCAAAUGA
Molecule: messenger RNA, 1182 nt
Organism: Xylaria bambusicola
Lineage: Eukaryota; Fungi; Ascomycota; Sordariomycetes; Xylariales; Xylariaceae
Product: putative casein kinase I
Exons: 4
Coding region: 1-1182 (393 amino acids)
Biological process (GO): endocytosis; peptidyl-serine phosphorylation; signal transduction
Cellular component (GO): nucleus; cytoplasm
Molecular function (GO): ATP binding; protein serine/threonine kinase activity
Source: RefSeq, a predicted model, not a curated record